Messenger RNA from Suillus subalutaceus, 3219 nucleotides. RefSeq lists its product as uncharacterized. Gene Ontology annotation, molecular function: chromatin binding. The record is from RefSeq and is a predicted model, not a curated record. Bases 1 to 3219 code for a protein of 1072 amino acids. The transcript is spliced from 18 exons. Lineage: Eukaryota; Fungi; Basidiomycota; Agaricomycetes; Boletales; Suillaceae.
AUGUCUCGUCUGUCUAUUGUCAGCUCUGCCUCACGUGCAGAUCGCAGAAGACUACCACCCAUGAAUCGCAGUCAGCCAAAUAUUCGUCGACUGCGGACUUGGGUUUACAACAAGGAAGAUAAUUCAUGUUCCACAACUGAGUUAGGACGUCUCAUCCUUCGGGUAGGGGAAACUAUCGCGAUAUUCCCAGAUGAUCCAAGAGCAGUGCCCAAAGACGAUGGAAGCCUUCCCAUCAUGUCUUAUUGGUAUGGCAAGGUCGCAAAAAUCUAUUUAAAAGCACAAGGAGAAACUCAUGUUGUCUGGCUGGAGAUUCAGUGGUAUUACAGACGACUGGACUUAGAGGAUCGCAGCCUGGCUGAAUCCAUGGGUGAAUAUGAGCUAGUGCUCAGCGACCACACAUCAUUUGUUGAUAUGUCGUGUAUGGAGGACCAUGCCGUGAUCAUCAGUUAUGAUGAAGGCGACCUGAAACAAUGUCAGCUCCCACCCAAGACUCUAUACCAUCGAUGGAAUAUCGAGAUCACAUUUGUGAGGAACCGAAACGAUGGGCGGAUUCAUGGCGUCCACCUCAGUAACCCACAGCGAGAAUCGCAAUGUCGCUGCAACGCAUGUGAUAAUGCGCUAUACUCUCCCAGCAUCUCCCAGCGAUAUUGCAGAAAAUGCAAGCGAUGGUUCAAUCACGAGUGCCUAGAUGCUCUUGAAUGUCGUGUAGAUCGAAUUCCCGAUGCAGGUCUACCAGCUGUGUACGGUGAUAUUCACUUGGAGAAAGAGUUCCUCGAUAUACUGACCAUGCCAAUUUGCCGUGGUGGACCAUUUGGGGUGGUUGGAAAUGGAUCGAUCUAUUCUCGAGCGAAGUCGCUCUUGCGAGAGGCAAAGAUUAAUGGUAAACUUUCAGAUGGAUGGAGGGAUUUCCAGCACUGGAGCACACGAAACACCGGGUCGCUGUUAAAAUCAAAGGCGACAAUCAAAGACGCUGAUGGGGAGUGUUCAUUUGAAAUAUCUGGACAUGCCUCACAGAGCUGUGCAGUUGCUGCGCACUAUCGGGUACCCCUUCGAGCCAUCAACAAGAAAUUUGGAGUCUACAGGAAAAUUGUGACCCACCUGACCAAGUCAUCACAUCCACUCGCAACACAACUCCAAGACACAUAUCUCUCAGUCAUGGAUUACAUGCACAAUGUGCGCAUCGCAUUUUGUGUGGAUGCCCGAGGAUCUUCCAAUCCCCUCGAAGCUGGGUUUAGGUCGCCAGCGUUUGAUUACUAUCUAUGGUUAGACCACAAGGCUGGCGGAUUUCAUGAUAGGUGUCGUGUGAUCCUGGAGCAGGAUCACAAUAUAACGUUCAAGUCCAUACAGAAUCAAGAGGGAAAAGAUAUUAUACCAUUGCAUUACUGUUGUGAAUACGAUGUAUGUGGGGCAUUUCAGGGCUGCGUGUCGGAGGAGGAUCUUCAGCAUCUGCUGGAUGCGGUAGAUGCCUCUAUGAUGGCAGGUCAUGAGGAUAAGAGACCAUCAAGCCCGACAACCAGUCAUAUGAUAGACACAGCGACACGCACGAUGUCAGUCAUGGAUAUCACGGACGAUGUUCCACCACUGUCAGAGUCGGUCGAUACCACUGUGGCUGCAUGUUUCAAUGAGGCAAUCACAGUCUCAGAUGUCGCGUCGAAGGAUAGGAACACAGAGUUGAUCAAUACUGGAGAGUCGAUAGAGGAUGGUUAUCCUGUAUCAGUCUUGCAGCCGUUCCCACAUCCAUUUGACUGGUCAUACUGCAAGCGUGCCCUGAGGACGAUGGGUGUAAAGAACAUCCGCUUUGAUAUUUCACGCUGGUUCAUUGCACACCUUGUCGUGCGCAUGCGAGAAAUCCACGGACUAGGUGCAGACACUCCUCUAGACAACACCGUUGUAAACGGAUCUGAUUGUCAAGUCACUUAUGCUGAAUACUGCGAGCUACAUGGAAUGACAAUGUUCCUGAGCAAGGUACAGACUAUAAAAGUGGAGCGACAGAGUAUAGCGCAAUUUUUCACUUCUGCUGGUCGUGGCCUGAGCAUGUUAGGUCGUCGUGUUGACUGUGCUGUCCAAUGCGAUGCAGAGUCGCAGGGGGCAUCUUGUGACAUGUUCUACCCUUAUGCUGAUGAUGGUACAAAAGUAGAUUGCGGUAUGCAAAUUGAAGGAGGUGGCCCGGUUGUAGUGGCCCAAGAUGAGGGCGCCAUAUGUGCCAUAUUUCCUAACCAACCGGCCACUGAUCAACGUGAUGAUUACAUUGCAGAUGCGUCACCAUCAGAUGUCCGUGAUGAGAGUUCAGCGGAGCAAUUAUACAUCUCAUUACCCAUCACUGAGCCGUCUUUCACUAUGGAUGUCGACAAUCCUUGCAUAUCUGCCAGCGAUUGGACCCUAGAGCUUAUGAAAAAUCGCGGUCAUGAAUCCGAAAUUCCGACUAUAUCCAACAAAACACGCAGAAAAUCACUCAGCGAUACCCCUCGUGAUACCCAUGCCGUCCCACAGACUCGAUUGAGAUCGAGGAAUCUCAAGGAAGCCAAGUCUUCGACAACACUCACUCAGAAGCGCCGCCGUGGAAACUCACCCUCACAGCAUGAUCCCAUGGAUGUAUUUGCCGUCCAACAACUUCCGUCCAGGAAGAAGGGGAGGCCUGCGUCAUCAGUCAUCAAAUACACCAUAGAAGACCUCAUAAAGGCGUCUCAGAUGGAUCCCACAAGUAUCCCACAUACUGUAAGAACUUCUUACAUCAAGAUAGAUCCUGACGCGAACGAACAACGUAGAUCAACACAUUUAUCCUCGAUCCAGCUAGAGAUGAUUUUAUCGAAAGCAACAUCAAAACACAAUACGAUGCACUAUUCAUCAGCCCUGCUGGCAAGGUCCCUGUCAGAUGAUGCGAUCCCUGCGGCAACAUCGCUGAUGAAAUUUGAGUACUGGCUUAAAGAUGUCGCCCUCGAGUGCAAGGAUGCAUUGGAAAAACUGGAUAUGCCACUAGCGCCCUUGGCCCACCAUGUUUUGGUCGAACUUUCCACCCGUGCCUCGAUCGAUGCUGCAUCUCUGAGUAGUGCUUUAGAGAUAUACAUAUCGCGUAACAACUGCAUCAAAGCUGUGGGCAGUGUAAUCCGAUAUUUGUGUAAACUCAGGCUAUCACAAUCGGGCGCGGAUAACGGGUAUGAACCUGGAUUUAAGAUAUUAGCCAUGAUGAUGAAGGCACGUCAGGAGGAUACGCCGUUAUGA